AAGAAUUUUGGGGUGUCUAAUUAAAAUCACUGCGCCACCAAAAUGGAGCGCUUUGCUUUCAAGAUUGAUGGAGCGAUCAAGGCGAACCUGUACAAGAUCUGUCGCCUGUGCGGCAUCGAUAAUCCGUCCAAGGUGAAGAUUCUGCCAAACGCAAGCGAAAUUAUAGAUCUGGACGAGCCCACACUGGGCCAAAAAGUCUUCGAGGUGGUUGGCUUCAUGGUGGCACCUAAUGACAAAAUGCCACAGACAAUGUGCAGCCUGUGCGUGGAUAAAAUCAAUGAUUUUUACGAGUUUCGAGAAAUGUGCUAUGCAACAAACGAUCAGACCCGCAAAUUGCUUGGCCUCAAGCCUCAAUCGGAGCCACAAAGGCUGAUGGAUGUAAAAUCCAUUUUUAAAACCGAACCGCUUAGCAAACGCGGACGUAAACGAAAAACGGAUGACAAUGUGCAGGGAGCGGCGGCUAGCAGUAGUAGCAACAGCGCCAAGCAAAGCGCAUCGGAAAUCCCAUUAGAUAUGGUGAAAAAUGAGCCUGUCGGCUGGCGAAAAAAGCAGCGUCUGCAGCAGCUAACAGCGAGCAAAACUGAAGUGAAGGAGGAGCCCGCAGAGCUUGAUCCCCGGAUGACGACGGGCAAGAAGGGUCGCAAGGCCAGUUGCAGUGUGUGUGGCGAGCGUUUCGAGAGCAAGGAGCUUGCCGAGGAGCACAAGAGUAUCACUCACGUGCCGAUGGUGAUGCGCUACACAUGCAAUGCCUGCAAUCAGAAUCAUCACAAUCCCAGCGAUAUCAAGGCCCACCAACUGUGGCACAAGCUCUCCAAGACGCCGUAUCAGUGUCCCCGGUGCGAUGUGAGCGUUGCCAACAAUUAUGCGUUCAGUCGUCAUCUGCGUGAGCAUACAGUGGCCACACCACUUGAACUGCUCGUCCUGGAUCGCGAGUGUCCGCUCUGCAGGAAGACGUUUCUCACGAAUUACUUUUACAACACCCAUCCCUGUGCACGACGCACUCGCAAGUGUGGCGGCUGCAGCCGGGUCUUAAGCAGUGAAGUCGCCUAUAUGCGACAUGCACCAUACUGUGCCAAGAUCUACUUGAGUCACUCCAAGCACAUAAUGCCCGAGGCGGCUGACCGUGAGGCCGAGAUGCGGAUCAAGAAUGAAAACGAUCUAGAUGUGGAGCCCACGGCAUAUGGUCAGGAAGGCAGCAUGCAGCCGGUGGUUGUACUAGAGCGCUUGGGAUCACCUCUCUUACGUACCAUAGCCGGUAGCCGGAGCAGUGAUCGUGUCUCAUCGAAAAAGUAUUUGAAACGCGUCGAUCAGCUGCUGAAGAAUACAAUGAACACGCUGGUCAGCAUCAAGCAUGAGCCCGAGGUGCAUAUUGAUGAUACUGGACCGCAGCUGGAGAGUGACCCAGACGAGGAACCAUCUCCAUUUGAUGAUUUCCAUGCAGGCAACGACGAUAGCGAUGAGGAUGCAGCAGAUACAGCAGCAGCCGAUACAACAGCAGAUAUAUCAACGGUAUCCGUGAAACAGGAGCUCAUCGACGAAGGCUACGAGCGGCAACAGAUCAAACAGGAGCCGCUCAAGCUCAAGCUAAAAAUUACCAAUAAUCAUGGACAGCUCAAUUCAUCAAUAGUUGAUGAUGAUGACAACGAUUUUCAGCAGCACCAGCUGUCGCGGAGCGCUAAAAAGAAAAGAAAACGAAAGCACAAGGAGCGCAAUAAGGACGCGGAGGCAGAAACGGCGGAGGAGGAGACGCCGCCAACCGAUGCAACCGAGCGAACCACGGAAGAAAUACAAGUAUCAGCCGAAGCAGUUGGCAGAACCAUUGUAACAGUUAAACAGGAACGCGACGAUGAAAGCUAUGCGGAUAGUUGUGAACCACAAGCCACGGUAAUGACGAGUAUUCCCAUGCUCCAGCUGGACAGCAGUUUUGCUGAGGUGAACCAGGCGACUGUCGAGGCGGAAGAUGUGAAGCCAAAUCGUUUGGAACUCGAUCGUCUGAUGAAAAUCACGCAUAUUGCGAGUGGUGUCGCCAUGGCCGAGGAGGCAACACCGCCGGAGAAAGCUGUGGAAGCGAUACCCAAUGAAAUUCCAGCCAAUCCCAUGCGGAAAAGUGCCACAAAGUCAACAGCGCGUAAGAGCACUGGUGGAGCUGCCGCAGCUGCAACCACAUCAAAACCACCGCCAGCUGAAAAUCAGCUGCCAAAAAUUGUGUCUGUGGAAAGCGGUGCAGCGUUGCCUUUCAAUAUACUGGCUAUUAAGCCGGAGCCACUGAAUCGUGGCUAUGCAGAUGAGCAGGUGGCAUGUACAGAUCAAAGAGAAGCACAUAAAGAGAUCAAUCACAAUGAGAAAAUCGACGAGGAAACCAGAUACAUCAAUAGUCUAGAUCUAAGCAAUGUUAUAAUUAAGCAGGAAAAAGAUUUACACAUCUGCGAUGUGAAUCUCAAUGGCAGCGAAGCUGACAACGUGCUAUACAAUGGAUUGCGCGAGAGUGUGGACGAUGACGACGACCACGAUGAUGAUGAUGAUGGUGGUGAUGAUGAUAGUGCAUCAUCUGCUGAUGAAGCGGACGAAAAUAUGGACACGCUUGAGGAACAGGAGGUGCGCAUAUACCGAGAAAUUGAGCUACCUCUUUUAGAGGAAGAGGAACAGGCACGGAGUCCAGUUAAUCAAUCAACGACAGCGGAGGUGCACAACGAGUCAGUAAUUUUGGUACAGCAAUCUGCACCAGCGCCAAGCGAGUCAAAAAGGACGGGGAAUGUGCAGCUGGGACAACCUCCGCCCUCAAUUGUUGGGCCACCAAAGUCACCAGGUGAACCAGAAGAUAAAUUUACGAAGUUGCAAAGCGAGUCUGAGACAAUGGAGCAGGAAACAACACCUGACGCGUUAGUGGAGCAAUAUUCAGAACAAGAAUCACCAUUGGGCGCGUUAGUGGAACAAAGCGUCUCGAAAGUGGAGCCAACCCAUUUAGAUAAUACGCUGGAAACAGAUGACAAAGUGAAAGAUUCGCAAACCGUUGUAGGGGCUAUGCCCAUAGCAGAAUCGCAAGCGGAGCCACCAGAUGGUCUACAGCCUGACAACAUCCUGGAGUCACAAAGAGAGCCACAAAAUGCGGCAUUAGAGCAAAAUCUGCUACAGACAGAAAGUAAAUCAGGAAAGAAAACAGAGACGAUAACAGAAAAGAAAUUAGAGCCACAGCCAGGGGAGUCUCAGCAGUCACAUUUUGGAUUGGUUAUCACAAACGUUUGCAGUCAAGCAGCGGAUAACCCGUUGUCCACAUCGAGUAAGGAUGCGGAGUUGACUGAAAAGAGUGUGGAGAACAUUGUGAGUGCGCCCAAGGAAGCUGAAACACUGGCGCAGCCAUUCUUUAACAACUCCUCCACAUCGAACGACAAUUGCGAUGAGGAGCAACAGAAUGUGCUGAAUCACGAGCUGUCAUCGGCCAGUGGGCAGCCAGUGGAAGAAGCUGAUGAGCAGCAGUUGGAGACGGAGGAGCAGCAGCUGGAAGUGGAGGCAGGACCCUCAAGCGCAGCCUGCUGCGAGCUGCUCAAUAAUGAAGUAGAUAAGGAAGAGACUGACAACCGAAUCAAUGAGCAGCAGCAAGAGUUGCAACACGUGCAACAACAGCCGCGCUGCCUGGUAAAUGAUUAUGAUUCGAAUAUCAAUGAGAUUGCCGAGAAUAAUAAUAAUGCCAACAUUGAACGGGAGCUCAACGACGAUGCGAAUGUGGUUGCAGCUCAGGAAAACCCAAUAACAUAAGCUACUCUCGAUAUAAGAAAAUCACGGUACUCUAGAGAUUAAAUACUGUUCACUUAUAUAUAUAUAUAUAUAUAUAGUCGCCAUAUCCACCAUCCCCAUAUACAAAAAUUGUACAUAUGCAAUGCAUGUAAUUCAUUUGUAGCUCAAACGAAAUUCGUAUCUGAAUCGCGUAAUACUCCUCGUAUGUUAUGUAAAUAGAAAUAAGCAAUCAACAAAAUCAGAAUAAAAAAGAAUCCUUAUUAAAGAUUAUGAAAUUAUGUUAAGUUAGAUAUACACAACUUUAUUUACGUAAAUUACAUAAAUUAAUGGCUUAUAUAAUACA
Molecule: messenger RNA, 4075 nt
Organism: Drosophila grimshawi
Lineage: Eukaryota; Metazoa; Arthropoda; Insecta; Diptera; Drosophilidae
Product: eisosome protein SEG2
Exons: 4
Coding region: 43-3753 (1236 amino acids)
Biological process (GO): regulation of transcription by RNA polymerase II
Cellular component (GO): nucleus
Molecular function (GO): zinc ion binding; DNA-binding transcription factor activity, RNA polymerase II-specific; RNA polymerase II transcription regulatory region sequence-specific DNA binding
Source: RefSeq, a predicted model, not a curated record